AUGCAAAAAAGUCGUCAAGGCCAAGAUAUCGCGUCAAGAUAUCGCGCCCCAGAGUUGCAAGCUGAAGCCAAAAAGGUACAACAGCUAGAGUUUUUGGAGCAAAUAGAAGGCGUCAUUGAAACGUUAGAAAGUGACGAGAGCAACCCUGUUCCUGAAGUUGAUCUGAUACUGAAAAAUGCCGAAGAAACCGAAAUUGAACACAGGGCUUUACCAUCAGGAGCCGAAAAUUACAAACAUAUUCCAACAAUCAAAACCGCAACCCCAACUCUUUGGCACAGCAUUUUAGAAAUGCUAUGGUUCAUAAAAGAUAGCUUGAUCUCUGCGACAGCCGUCAAAGUACAAUCUACACCGCUGGCACGUCCUUUCCAAGAGUUGCUGACGAUCCUUCUGCAGACUAGGACAAUACAAGUCAUAAGGCAAUUUUUUAAAGCCCUCAUGCGUUGGGGUGAUUCCAAGAGACCGACGCAGAAGAAAUGUAGCAAAGGUCUUGCCAUCGUGCUCUUAAGGCUUCGGAAUACAUAA
Parnassius apollo (apollo) is the source of this 522-nucleotide messenger RNA. The record is from the annotation of a GenBank genome assembly. Lineage: Eukaryota; Metazoa; Arthropoda; Insecta; Lepidoptera; Papilionidae.